Cajanus cajan (pigeon pea) is the source of this 2960-nucleotide messenger RNA. RefSeq names its product nuclear poly(A) polymerase 1. Gene Ontology annotation, molecular function: RNA binding; poly(A) RNA polymerase activity. Gene Ontology annotation, cellular component: nucleus. Gene Ontology annotation, biological process: RNA 3'-end processing. Lineage: Eukaryota; Viridiplantae; Streptophyta; Magnoliopsida; Fabales; Fabaceae. The record is from RefSeq and is a predicted model, not a curated record.
AUAUAUCUCUUUAUUCCUCACCGCUCACCUCUCUUUCUUAUCUGUGUUGCAACUCCAGUCGCUUUGGCUUGUUCGAUUAGAAGAUUUGGGGGCUUGUAUCCACCCACUGCGCAUUUAAUCGCAUCUCAUAAUCUAUUCAUCACUUUCUUCUGAUUCGGUUCUUAUUUCAAUUUGUGAACCCCAUACUAUAGUACCUUUGUACUCCCUUUUUGUAUUGUUUUCUCGGAAGGAACAUAUUUUAUAUAGCUCAAAGUUUAAAGCUUUAAGUUGUUCACCCCCAUUACUGUAUAGUGUAUAAUCAACUAUUAUCUUCACCUUGUUAUAGUUUCUGUUUUUGCUUAUGUUAUUCUUCUCCUUUUGUUUUAUUUUGUCUGGAAAAAAACCGUACAAUAUUAUGAAUGACUUUUAACUGUCAUAGCUCCCCUAUCAUUGAAAGAAAAGAUGUAAUUAUUACAAUAAUAAUUAAAAAAAUUGUAUCAAAGUAUUGAUGGGGAGCCCGGGAUUGAGCAACCGCAAUAAUGGGCAGCAGCAAUGGUUGGGCAUAACAGAACCCAUCACAUUGGGUGGACCCACAGAUUAUGAUGUGAUCAAGACACGUGAACUUGAGAAGUAUUUGCAAGAUGCUGGCUUAUAUGAGAAUCAGCAGGAGGCAGUUCGUAGGGAGGAAGUGCUUGGCAGGCUAGACCAGAUUGUGAAGAUUUGGGUCAAAACCAUUAGCCGUGCAAAGGGACUUAACCAGCAACUGGUGCAAGAAGCAAAUGCCAAGAUUUUUACUUCUGGCUCCUAUCGACUAGGGGUACAUGGCCCUGGAGCAGAUAUAGACACUCUUUGUGUGGGGCCAAGACAUGCAUCCAGAGAUGAGGAUUUCUUUGGUGAGCUACAUAAGAUGCUAUCCGAGAUGCCAGAAGUAACAGAGUUGCACCCUGUGCCUGAUGCUCAUGUACCAGUAAUGAAGUUCAUGUUCAACGGUGUUUCUAUAGAUCUCCUUUAUGCAAAAUUAUCUUUGUGGGUUAUUCCUGAAGACUUGGAUAUAUCCCAGGAGUCAAUAUUACAAAAUGCAGAUGAGCAAACUGUCCGUAGUCUUAAUGGUUGUAGAGUGACUGAUCAAGUCCUGCGUUUGGUUCCAAAUAUUCAGAAUUUUCGUACAACAUUGAGGUGCAUGAGGUUUUGGGCAAAGCGUCGUGGAAUUUAUUCAAAUGUUACAGGUUUUCUUGGUGGUAUAAACUGGGCGUUGCUUGUUGCUCGAAUAUGCCAGCUAUUUCCCAAUGCACUGCCUAAUAUGUUAGUGUCUCGAUUCUUCAGGGUAUAUACUCAGUGGCAUUGGCCAAAUCCAGUAAUGCUUUGUGCUAUAGAAGAGGGAUCAUUUGGACUUCAAGUUUGGGAUCCCAGAAGAUAUCCCAAGGAUAGAUUCCACCUAAUGCCGAUAAUAACUCCUGCUUAUCCUUGCAUGAAUUCUAGCUACAAUGUGUCAUCAAGUACAUUGCGUAUUAUGACGGAGGAGUUUCAGAGGGGAAAUGAAAUAUGUCAGGCUAUGGAAGCUAACAAAGCUGAUUGGGACAAUCUUUUUGAGCCUUGUUCCUUUUUUGAAGCUUAUAAGAAUUAUUUACAGAUAGACAUAUCAGCAGAGAAUGCUGAAGACCUUAGAAAAUGGAAAGGCUGGGUUGUGUCUCGCCUGCGCCAGUUGACAUUGAAAAUUGAGAGGCACACUUAUGGCAUGCUUCAGUGUCAUCCACAUCCUGGUGACUUUUCAGACAAAUCCAGAUCUUUCCACUGCUCCUACUUCAUGGGACUGCAACGUAAGCAAGGAGUUCCUGUCAGUGAUGGUAAACAGUUCGAUAUAAGACCAACUGUUGAAGAAUUUAAGCAUUCUGUUAAUAUGUACACUCUAUGGAAACCUGGAAUGGAUAUCCAUGUUUCCCAUGUGAAACGUCGUAGUAUACCUAACUUUGUAUUUCCUGGUGGUGUUCGACCUUCCAGCCUAUCUAAAGUAACUUGGGAGAGUAAGCAAAGUUCAGAAUCAAGUGUUUCUGGCCAUGGUCAAGCAGAAAAGUCUCAAGAAGGUAAAGUGGUUGUAUUAGGAGCAAAUGAUGAUAGGAAGAGAAAACAAGCAGAAGAUAGUGUAGAUAGCUUGAGAAAUUCGAAGUCCCUUACAUCUUUGCCUCCCUCCAGCAGGGACGUUCAUGAAGAUGGAAAUCCUAUUAGCACUGCUAGUUCUUGCUCUGUGAGAUGUAAUGACUCAGAAAUCAAUAGUAUGAGUGAACUACAGAGUGAAAAACCUGAUUUGAAAUCUUCAGGGGAGUGUCCUGGGGAUAUAGAGACCAAUGAAUCAGUGAGAACCAACUUACAAGUUAAUGCAACACUUACUGCCAUGGAUACAUCUAGUUCUAAAGAAGCUGAAAAACUAGCCAUUGAGAAGAUUAUGUGUAGUCCAUAUGAUGCACAACAAGCCUUUUCAGAAGAACCUGAUGAGCUUGAAGAUGAAAUUCUUGAUUACAGAAAUCAAGUGAAAGAUUUAGGCGGGAACAUGAAAAACAGCAACUUGGACUCCUCAAACUCAGAGACUGCAGUGGCUGGCGAACCAAUUAUUCCCAAGCGGGAGACCACUUCUGCUACUCGUUUAUACUCAAAUUGGGGCUCGGAAGAGCUUGAGCUGGCGGAGCCGACAGCACCACCUGUGCCACAGCGGAAGCCCCUUAUCAGGUUGAACUUCACCUCCUUAGGGAAAGCUACUGACAAAAGUUCUUAGACACAUCAAGGCAUUAGCUGCAGAUAAGCUGGGAUUGAUCUUUUCUAGUUCCUUCCUUCUCUCGUUUUGUAUAAUAUUGUGUUGAUACCAUAAAUAAAACCCGAGCUAGCAAAGCCAUAAAUUUCUAAUUAUUUGUUGUAUGUAUGAGAAACUGUUGAAUGUUUAUAUCUGACAAAAUCAAAUUUUGACAAGAAGAAUAUUUUCUGUUGCAUGA